AUUGCUGCAACAUUCGGGGGUUUCUACAUCAAGUUUGCAAAACCGAAAUCAAGUAAUGUAUACGAACCUCUGAUUUUGUGUUAAUCGAAGUGUCACUCUCCUUUCUCCCUUUUUGUGGUUGAUUUAGAGUCCUCUGAAGGAAAUUCGGGUUGGGAGUGAGAAUGAUUUUGAGUGUGCUUUACAACUUUUUUUUUUUUUUUAAAGAGGGGUCUUGACUUCAUUCCUCCCCCUACUUUGUGCAGAAAGUAAGAAAAUGUCUUCGGAAGAUACAAUGAGUGUGGUAGGAAGUGAAGUAAUGCCUCUGGAGUAUGGGAGCAUGGACACGGAGAGUAGUCCGUCUCCAUCUAGUUCGGAGAGGACAGUGGAAGGGGUAAGAGGAGAUGAGAUGGUGGAGGUUGGGGGGGAUAGUGUACCCAUCACUAUGGUAGAAGUAGAGGGUAGGGGAGAAAGGGGUUACGAUGUAGGUGCAGAUAUAGUGGAAGAGGUGAAGCAGUACAAAUCUGAGCUCGGGACUAGAGAUAGCCUGGCCGGGCUCAGGUUUCCAAUCCCUGAGUUGCUAGUAGGUUUGCUGUUAGAUUAUAGUAUAGGGUUGACACAGUUAGUCCCCAACGCUAUGAGGGGGGGUAGUAGGAAGGAUAAGGGGUGGUAUUAUUUCACCCCUAGGGUAGCAAAUAGGGAGAGUAAGGCGUUGUUUACGACAGGAGGAGGAAGUGGGGAAGUUGGUGAGGAAGGGGGGGAUUUAUUAAACAUCAUGGACCUCACCAACGCAGAAAGCAUAGAAGCUGUUGAGCUCUAUGGGCCAAGCGCUUUAAGUGAAGUUGAAAUGUACAAAUUUUUGAACACUGCUGGAGGAGUGGCCAUCCCCAAGAAGCCAAGGAAGAAGUCAAAGACUUCAACCAAGCAAGUGGAUGAGGGGAGAGCUGGGAAGGAGGUAGUGCCCACUACUUCAGCUGAGGCGGAGGAGGAGUUGGAGGAGGGGGCUGAAGUACGAGCUCCCGGUAAGGGAAAGGGCCCUGUUCCCCCGUUGGCAUUUCAGAGCAGCCUGUUCAAGGUGAAGAACAUGACGGGGGCUAGGAGGUUCAUCAACACCACCUUCCCCGAAAUGGACAAAAGCAACGCACGGGACGAGGCUCUGAGGUAUUGUGGGGCUUCAGUAGUGAAGCAUGUUUUGGAGAGCACGAGCUGGGUGAAUGGUCUAGCCCAGGAGUUCAUGGAGAGUGUGAAGGAGCGCUCCCUUUUGCAGAGGCAGUGUGACCAGCUGCAAAAAGAGAAGGAGGAGGUGGAGAAGAAGAAUAAAGAACUGCAAGAGGCGCUGAAUGAAGUGGUUCCAACUGUGAAACAGCUGGAGCAGGAUAGGGCUUCCCUGAGCACCAAGCUCGUCUUUGAGGAAAGCAAACGAAGGAUCUCUGAAAGCGAGCGUGAGGCUCAAGCGAAGGAAAUAACGCUGAUGAAGGAUGCUUUCGUGGAGCUGAAGGAGAAUGUGCAGAUGUUCGUGCACAAUGGGAUGAAGGAGCACAUCAGCAACUUCAUCAGCUCCAGCUCGUUUGACAACAUCGUUAACUUGUACCGACUGCCAACUACCAUCAUUGCUUUCACGGACUGCAGAAAGAAGGUGAAGGCUGAAUAUCCCGAAGUGGAUAUUACAAAGAUCACCUUCGGCGAGCAAGAAGAAGGAGUGGAGGAGAACAGUGAGAGUAUGUCAGCAGACUUCCGUCCUCAGUUCAAACUGAGGUGGGAGCAUGAUGCAGACGGACGUGCUGUUUUCCCUCCAAAUUUCGACUUCGAGUUCAUUGUAGUGGAGGAAGAAGAGGCAGAGGUAGAGGAAGAUGAUGUGGAGGCAGGAGUGGAAGGGACUGAAGUGGGUGAGAGCCAAUUAGCUCCAGAAGUGGAGAUUUAUCUAGUUCCUUCUGACGAUGAGCAGCCUCCUCUGUCAGACGAGCAGCAGCCAACACAGCCACCUCUUCUAGCUGAGCAGGAGCCAGUCAAGCCACCUCCCCCAGCAGAGAAAUAAUUUUUGUUUUUUAAUUUUUGUAAAAACAUUUAAACAAUGUUUUGAAGGAAAGUUAAUCAUUUCAGAGGUGAAAUAAAAAGAAGUUAAUUAC
This is a messenger RNA of Rubroshorea leprosula, 2102 nucleotides long. Lineage: Eukaryota; Viridiplantae; Streptophyta; Magnoliopsida; Malvales; Dipterocarpaceae. The record is from the annotation of a GenBank genome assembly.